Echinococcus granulosus is the source of this 2367-nucleotide messenger RNA. RefSeq lists its product as hypothetical. The transcript has a single exon. The record is from RefSeq and is a predicted model, not a curated record. Lineage: Eukaryota; Metazoa; Platyhelminthes; Cestoda; Cyclophyllidea; Taeniidae. Bases 1 to 2367 code for a protein of 788 amino acids.
AUGCCUGCAGUGCCCACACUCGUGCUUGAAAACCUCUCCUCCUUCUUACAGAGCUGUUGUGAGAACACACAACCGGCUCACCAGCAGCCUCCGAGUCAUUCCCAUUACCAUCACUCAAUACCCUCAAAGCCACCAAUUGAAUGGGUCUAUUCACAGCAUAAUUUCUCUUCUGGUCGGUCUCCUGAACUCCUACGAAUGAAAGCGAAGGAGCUGAUUCAGCAGGAGAAAUGCGAUGCGAACUUCACCUAUUGUGUUGACCAGCCGUCAAGAUUAGUCCGCAUCGAGUGUCUCAAAGCGGGAUGCAAAUGUGUUCUCAAGCAAGAGCCUGCUUUGGCGUUGAAAAUCGUCUGCGGAGUGAGUCUGGUGCGGGGCAGCUGGUCAAGUCUUCAACAGCAAAAUUCGCACGGUUCUCAUCACCCUCCAAAAUGGGGAUCGAUCUCGUCCGCGUUCGAGCGUCUCCAGUCAAACCGUUUUUCCAAUUCAUGCCAGUCCCCGCAGUGUCAAACGCCCCUAGACCAGCCUCUUGUUCCCAGCAGCAACAAUAACAGUUUCAACGACCAAAUUCCUCUUAUCUUUACCUCUUGUUCGCCUUUCUGGUUCGAAAUUUUGAAGCAGUGUGACGAUGCCUUCCAGGGACCAGAUGUACCCUGCUGGAAUUCUGGGAAGGCAGUGUGGAAGUCUCGGCCGUCGAUGUUUCUCCUCCGGAAGCAGACUAAGUGCAUCCUCUCUGUGUCUUCGAAUGGUUCUCGGGGUCCUGUGACUUUGGAUUUAGACAAUGUGGUCCAUCUCCAUCCGGGCACUGUCCUACGACUAAUUGACUGCAAGAGCUGUCGACUAGUAUCGAAAAAUAAUCCCCAGUGUCCGCCCAUGUCCUCUCUCCUUCAAUGCGAGGUUGUUGGGAGCAAGUCUUUGGCGAAGUACGCCUCUUUGGCCAACAAUCUUCCUCCGGAUGAUGCGCUUUACUGGUUUGCCAGUGGGCCUCGUCUUGUUUACCUCCCCUUGGAUGAUAAAACGGUGUCUUUUUAUCCCAUCGCAACAGCUCCGCCUAACUCGCGUGAGAAUAAGAACGCUGGGUGGGCCUACUCCGGCGCCCAUUCAGUUCUCGACCUCCUCUCCCACUUUCCUCUCCCUCUCACCGUUCGUCCCGUUAUGGAACACAGUCUAGCCAACUGGCUAACCUCCUCCUCCCCUUGCAUCAGGGAUGGUAAUGCUGGCCUCCAUCUGACCUCCUGUUAUCAUGGUGAUCUUGUCUUUCUUGAACCAAUCGCUGAUUGCGGCCCCGCAGCCGUAGCUAACAACAACAGUGUAGGUACAGCUGGUGGGAGUUCGCGUUUUUUCGUAGUUACUGCGGAGAUGCUUUCACAGCACCGUUUUAUCCUCGCGACGCCGCAGUCCUCCCAGUUCCACGCUAGAGAACUGAAAACCCAUGCUUCGAGAGUGGCGCACUUUCUGGCAGCUUUUCAUCCGGCCUGUGGACUGAACUAUCUCCUCAAGUACCUGGAGGAUGUAACUCAUUGCUCCUCGGUUGGGCCUCCUCAUCGCCCGCUGACAGAGACUCUUGGGCCCUUGGGUGGUGAAGGUACGGUGGCUUCGCAUACCGCGGUGGCCAGCAUUGCUGCUUCGAUGCUGCUUUACCUUGACACCGAUGAUAGAGAAAAGUUUCCUGAUCUGCACGCUCUUUACGACGACCUUGAUGAUAUCUACCAGUACGUCCGAACAGGUCGUCUGCCCUUGAAGCAAAGGGGAGUAAAUCCAUCGUCAGGAGUACUUCGAAGCUGCUCCGCUACUCCAGGACCGGGUCCACGGACGAGAGCUCGUCAGGACUACACCAUUCCCUACGUUUUUUUCCCUGAAUCCAGUUUUCACUCCAACAACACUCCCUCUCUGCAGCAGCAACAGCAGCCCCCUCCACCACCUAGGCGGAACAUGGUUACCCCUACACAUGCCUACGCGUACCCCAAUGCCGGGAAAUACGUACUGAAGUCAGACAUCCCAUCACCACUACCGUUUGCAUCCCCUAGUAGACGACAGGCCUAUGUUGACUGCGCACGACUCCGGUCAAUGGAGCAACCCUUUUGUGGUCAACCGCCUCCUUCCUAUUCCAUUCUUAAUUUUGCGGCGGUGAAUGAGCGAACAAACAGCUCGCCUGAUACAGGUUUGGGCGGAGAUAGUGGUCAGAGUGGACAGAGUUUAGUUGUUCCCACAGCGUCCACAUCCAUAGUGCGGUCCUCGUGUCACCAACUCAUUAAUUUUUGCGAAAGCGGAGUGAGCAAUGAGGGCGAGGUUGCUAUGUCAAUGAAAUCUCCCCAGCUUAUUUACCCUAACCUGCGUCGAUUGACGGUGAAUCUGAACAAGCGCAUCCUCUAA